Monodelphis domestica (gray short-tailed opossum) is the source of this 8672-nucleotide messenger RNA. It is a transcript of the gene OTOR, whose product is annotated as otoraplin. Gene Ontology annotation, biological process: cartilage condensation. Gene Ontology annotation, molecular function: protein binding. Lineage: Eukaryota; Metazoa; Chordata; Mammalia; Didelphimorphia; Didelphidae. The record is from RefSeq and is a predicted model, not a curated record.
UUGAAAUAGUUAAAAAUUUUGUAUUUGAGAGAGAAAAUUAGUAAGCAGCUAAUUUUUUUUCAUGGGGAUAGAAAAUGAUGAUCCUACAGAGCAAAAGAAAAGGGUAAUUAGUCACAAUUUCCUACCUUUUGGGCGGAUAAGUGAAAAAAGUGCUGACUACAAAGUUCUGAGACUCAAGACUAAAAGAAACCUCAUUGUCAUCUGAUUGGAAUCUUUAGAUAAGCUUAACCCUAAAUAAAUGUCGAUAGAUUUUUUCAAACUUCAUUUAAACUUUUAAAAUUAAUUCCUUUAAAACAAACCGUUACCUUUUGUUCCUAUCCCACAACACCACUGAAGAACCUUAGUAUUUUUUUAAGCCUAAUAUUAAAAUUCUUUUUCAGCUUAAUUGGGUAUCUUUUUCACUCAGUUGUGCUCCAGGCAACCUUUCUGGCCAUUUUUGUCUCCUCAGGGCUUGCCUUGCCUUGCCUUGCCUGGGCACUAUCCCAUACCACUUGUCAGCUACACACAACUGCCUGAUGCUUGUGACAGUUCUACCCAGGGCCAAACCUCUGUAAUUCCUGAAUUCAUUCCUCAACCAUUAACCUACUUCUAACCAGUCAUACCCACCACAUCCCAGGGAUUAUGAAUCCACAGCUGGCCAUUGUUCAAUCCUGUUCUUCAUUCUUUACUGAUUGUUCUCAUUCCCAUCCCUCUCUUCUUCCCGUCCCUUGCUUUCUGGAAUGUGCUCUGUGGGUAAUAAGCUAGAUUUCACCUUAAUCUUGUUUCCUUUCUUGCUUCCUUCAUGCACUCAUUGAGACUUGACUCCCACACGACAGCUUCCCUGACUGCCCAUUGUAGCACUUAAACUCAUAGGUCCCAACUCCCUAGUCUCAGCAAGGGAUUUUGAUUAGUCUGUGCUCACCAUUGUCACUCCAGGACUCAUUCCACCACCAGAACUCAUUAGCCUCUUGUUCCUUGACAUUCAAUCCAUAUUUAUCACCUAAUCAAGAUUCUGGUAGGCAUUAUCUACUGACCUCUAAGACACUCAUAGCUCAAUGAGUUCAGUUUCUGGAUCAGUUUUUCCUUCCCAACUCCUGCCCUUCUGCUUAGGGGACUUCACCAUAGAGUCAUCUCCUUGGUUUUACCAUCACCUACAGCUGUUCUACCCCUGAGUCCAUGAACUUGGCUUUCUUCAUCUAAUCAUAAGCUGUUUUCAUUUCACCUCUUCCCCUGCCCUGCAAUUCUGAACCCUGUUCCACUAAUCCUUAUCCUUCCAUUAACAUAUAUUUCCACUUUACAGUCUGGCUUCCAACCUCAUUUGAUACUACUAUCUAAAGUUACUAAUGAUCUCUCUUUUUAACCCUUGCCCUUUUGUCUUAGAUCAAUACUGUGUAUUGGUUCCAAGGCAGAAAAGCAGUAAGAGCUAGGCAAUGGGGGUUAAGUAACUGGCCCAGGAUCACCCAGCUGGGAAUUGUGAGACCUAGUUUGAACCCAAGAUCUCCAGGCCUGACUCUCAAUCCACUGAGCCAACUAGCUAUCCCAUAUGAUCUCUUAGUCGCCAAAUCUAAUGUUCUUUCUCCAAUCCUCAUCCUUGACUAUUCUAAAAUAACAUUUGAUAGUCUAUCAUCCUCUUCUUCAUAAUCUCUUCCUUAAGGUUUUCAUGAUAUUGCUCUCUCCUGGUUCUCUUUGCUGGACCUUCAAGUCAAGCUCACUUACUAUGGGGUUCCCCCAAGGCUCUUUUCUGGGGAACCUUAUACCUAUAGUAACAGCUUCAUUUGGUGAUCUUGGUUUCCCCUAGAUUUAAUCAUCUUCAUGGCAGAUGACUCUCAGAACUAUUUAUCCAGUUCUUGAGCUGGACAUCACAUAGACAUCCUAAAUACAACACUGUCCAAAACUGAACUUGGUAUUUCCCCCCACCCUCUCCCUUCUUAAUUUCCCUAUUAUUGUUGAAGGUACUUACCAUCUUCUUAGUGACCCAGACUCAAAACUUGGGUGUUAUCUUCAAUUCCUCACUCUCUUCCCCACGUCAAGUCUAUUGCCAAAUCCCAUCAAUUUAACUUCUUCACAUUUCAUAGAUGACUUCUUUCCUCUGAUGAUGCCACCAGCCUGGUCCAGGCCCUUAUUACCUCCUGCCUAGACGAUUGCUAUUGCCUUUUCUUUGACCUCUUCUCAUUUUCACUCUAGCUUCCCUGGCUCCAUUCAUUCAUUCAUUCAAGGCUCAGCUGAAGCCCCAUCAUCUGCGAAAAGCCUUGCCACAUCCUUAAUUUUGGUGCCUUUCUUCCGAGAUUACCCUUAGUUUAUCCUAUCUACAUCUUGUUUGUACAUAGUUAUUUGUAUGUUGUUUCCCCUGUUCGAUUGGGAGCUCCUUGAGAGCAAAGUCUGGUGGGGGUGGGGGUGUUUUGCUUUUCUUUUAUUCCCAGGGUUUAGCACAGAGUUUGGUUUGUAUUAGACAGGACUAAUAAAUGCUACUUACUUACAAAUCACUAUCUUAUCCAAAUAGCUGGAAAGGGAUGUAGGAAAGAGCAGUAUAGUAAAAGUUGCUUGUUUGUUUAUUUGUUUUUUAAUCCUAACUUUCUGCCUUAGAAUUGGAACUAUGGAUUGGUUCCAAGCCAGAAGAGUGGUAAGGGCUAGGCAAUGGGGAUCAAGUGUCUUGUUCAAGGUCAUAGAGUUAAAAGGAAUCUGAGGUCAAAUUUGAAUCCAGGACCUCCUGUCUCCAGCCCUAGCACUCUAUCCAAUGAAACACCUAACUAUCCCUGCAAUUAAGUUUUAGAAGUUAAACCAGAUUGACCCAUCCAUCUAUUAUAGAAACGACAUUGAGGUGAGGCAACCUUGCUAUAAGACAAAUCACUCAAUUAUAAUAGCAUUUGUAUAGAGUUAAGUUUGCAAAGUACUUCAUAAAUAGCUCAUUUUGUCACAAAAGAACUAUGAGAGGUAGAGAUUACCAUUAUCCUCAUUUUGUCCGGACGAGGCAGGUAGAGCUUAAUUGACUUGCUCAGGGUCACACAGCUUAAGUGUAUCUAAGGCUAGAUUUGAAUUCAGAUCUUCCUGACUCCAGACCCAUCACUAUCCACUGUUUCACCAAGUUAAUGUCUUUGUAUAACACUGUAAAUGUGGAUAUUUAUAUGUUCCUUUAUAUAUAUAUAUAUAUAUAAUUCAUUCUUUUUAUAUAUAUUCCUUUCAUAUAAUGGGAAAUUUUAUUUUUCUAAUUUAGAAGAAAAUACUAUUCAAAUGGGAAACGUUGCUUUGCCACUAGAGUUGCAGGGGAUUUGCCAAUUCUCAUAUGAGUCUUAAUAAUCUACAGCUGACUUCUGGGAGUUAGUGCAUUUCCUGGGUAGGGUGUGACUAGAGGAAAAAGCCUUGGUUGGAUAUACAUUCAAUCAAACUACCUACUAUGAAAUACUUAAAAGAUUAUGCCAUCGUCAUGUCUUGACCGUAAGGCUUUUUUCAAGAUUAAGGUUAAUGAUUGGAGUUUAAGGCAAGGAGGUAUGAAAUUGGAAAUUUCUGUAAGUCCCACUAUUCCUUUUUUUUUAACUUAGCUUCCAGGUUUUUAUAGCUGUUUACUCUAGGAUCAGAUAGAUUAUAGGGUUCCCUGCCUACAUUCUAUCAAAGAACAUCAAAAGUAAAUACUACCGAGGUUACAGAUACCAUUUUUUUUGUUGUUGUUGAAUGUGGGCCUAGAGACAGUGGCAGACAUCAUUUGGUAUGGAAACUGAUUCCUAAAGUGUGGGAGAAAAUUUGGGGAUUAAAGUGGGAGGGUAUGAAAGAAAUCUGGAAGCUUCAAAAGGAGAAAGUUGAUCUCCACUGCAAGCAUUAUAAUAUAGUUGCUUCUUCAAUCCUCUAUAUUUGUUGGAGAUACAUCUCAUUUGUCAGAUCCCCUUCAAUAUCUUCUAGUUUUCCUCUUUAAACUCAAAUCAGUAAAGUAAGCAGAGCUUUACAAAAACAUCUGUCUAAAAUAAACUACCUGAAUUCUAUAUUCUGCUCCUUUCUUGGGGGGGUGGGGGGAAGAGGCAUGUGGGUAACCAUACCUACAAACAAGUCAUUAACAUUUUUUUCUUUUACUAUUGCCCUUUAAACCUUUUAAACAAAUUUUUGUUAACUAAAAUAUCCUUAGAUACAGUUUUGCUCAUCAAUUUCACUACCUGUCAUUCUUUCUUUUUUUUUUUAAACAUUAUUUUAUUUGGUCAUUUUCAUACAUUAUUCACUGGAAACAAAGAUCAUUUUCUUUUCCUCCCCCCCCCCAGCCUUUCCCUCUCCCAUAGCCGGACGCAUGAUUCCACUGGUUAUCACGUGUUCUUGACUCAAACCCAUUUCCCUGUUGUUGGAAUUUGCAUUAUAGUGUUCAUUUAGAGUCUCUCCUCAGUCUUAUCUCCUCCAACCCUGUAGUCAAGCAGUUGCUUUUCAUCGGUGUUUUUACUCCCACAGUUUAUCCUCUGCUUGUGGGUAGUAUUUUUUUUUAGAUCCCUGCAGAUUGUUCAGGGAAAUUGCAUUGACACUAAUGGAGAAGUCCAUCACCUUCGAUUGUACCACAAUGUAUCAGUCUCUGUGUACAAUGUUUUCCUGGUUCUGCUCCUUUAGCUCUGUAUCACUUCCUGGAGGUUGUUCCAGUCUCCAUGGAAUUCCUCCUGUCAUUAUUUCUAAAAACAUGUCUCCAAAUAUCAAUCCUGUAUUUGCCUUCUAAUGAUUUGCCUGUAAAAUGUUGAGUAGGACAAUUCAGGUUUUCAUUUUCCUGACUGCUUCUGGCUCUCCGGUCUUCUAUUCCAUGCCUGAAUUGCCUUCUUACCCUAGACAUUUCCUCUUUUCCUUCUUUCUCUCUCUUCCCGGGGAACAUUCCCUACCCCUGACAUUUUCCCAUUUGUGAGUUCCUCCCAGAUUGUCCAUGAUGAGGAAAGCCCCAGCCCAGCCCAGCUUAGCUUUAUUACUCUCUUAUCUCUGGACCUUGGCACCAUUUCUUUCUCCCCUAUUAGAAUGUAUAUCACUUGAGGGCAAGAAUUUUUUUUUUUGCUUAAAUUGUAUUAAUUAAUUGAUACAUACAACAUGAAUACAAAAUGAGUAAAUACAAAUAGAUAUAAAGUAGAUAAAUACAAGGUAGUAUGUGGGAGGGAAGGCACUAAGGGAUCCCAAAAGGUGAAGGUGGGUUCCAGGGAGCUCUAGAAGGAAGAGAGGAAUUUUGAAGUAAGUACAAGGUGGAAUUCAUAGAGAAUCAGAUGCAUGGAAACAGGUGAAGAGUAAGAAAAAGCCAGUUUUUCUGGACUGCACUACCACAUGGGAGAGGAAGUAAUAUCUUAUGAGCUUGGGUAGGGCAGUUGCUAUAGGGAUUUAAAAGCUAAACAUAAGGGUCUGUGUUUGAUUCUAAAGGAAAUAGGAAGAAAGAGACUAAAGAGGACUGAGUAGAGGAAUCUCAUGGUCAGAUUUGAACUUCAGGAAAAUUCCUUUGGCAGCAUUGUGUAGGAUGAGCUGGAGUAGUGGGACAUUUGAGACAGAGAGACCAAUUGGUUUUCUGUUGCAAUAAUCUAGAAAAGAAGUGGCAAAAGCCUGAGCUAUUUGAGGAAAGAGAAGCAAUAGAUGUGGAAGAUUGGAAGGUAGAAAGAACAAGAUUAGGCAAUCAGUUGCAUAUGUGGGCCUAAUGCUAAGGUUAUGAACCUGAUAAAGAAUGGUGGUGACAAAAACAGGGGAAAAUGGAAGAAAGAGAAGUUUGAAGGAAAUGAUAUUGAGUUGGAGAGGUCUCUGGACAUCCAGUUUGAAAUAUAUUUUAUUUAUUUCAGAGGUUGUAUAACUCUUCUAAUCCCUCUUAAAGCUAGUGCCUUCUCUCUGAUUUUAUUUCCAAUUUAAUCUGUAUAUGUCUUGUCUGUAAAUAGUUAUUUACAUUUUGUCUUAUCCUGUGAGAUCCUUUAGAGAGAGGACUAUUUUUUUUUCUGUAUUUCUUUGUGUCCUCAGUGCUAGCAUAGUGCCUGGCAUAGAAUGGGUGAUUAAUAAAUACUUGUGGAUUUGGCUUGAUGACUUUAAAGCACAUGGCAAAUGAAUUAAUGAUAAUUAUAAGGCUAAACAUCUGUGUGUGGUAUGUUACUGACCUCUAAUUUUAAUUUAAGAAAAGAAAUCCAGGUGUGUAUUUUAAAAAAAUCCCUUCAAAUGUAAGUAGCAGAUCAUCAUACAAGAGUGGGAAAGAAUUUAAAGCAAAAUUGCUAUUUUUAAUGCAUGUUUUGAAAAAUUGGAGCUUAAAUAAUACUCUAGUUUUCAAUGGCCACAAAACACCUCCAACAAACAUAUCUUUGCAAAGAAAGGGUAGAGGAGAUUAUACUUUGUAAAUAAGUCCACAGAGUGUAGUUUAAGCUGAGGAAGUAGUGGAAUGUUGGCCUCCAAUCCCAUUGGUUGAGAUUAUUUAUCCAGAUGUUUAGACUUUACAUAAAAGACAGGAGUUACUGAAGCUGGUCCACAUUCCACGGUGAGAGGUACCAGCAAAGACAAUGGAAAGGGUCAUGGAAAGGAUAUUUUUUCUUUUUCUUUUGAGUCUUCUGGCAACUUGUGUUGUGCAUGGAAUUUUUAUGGAAAAACUUGCUACCAAGAAGCUCUGUGCAGAUGAAGAGUGUGUCUAUACGAUUUCUCUUGCUAAAGCUCAAGAUGAUUAUAAUGCCCCGGACUGUAGAUUCAUUAACAUUAAAAAGGGGCAGCAGAUCUAUGUUUAUUCAAAACUAGUGAAGGAAAAUGAAGCUGGAGAAUUUUGGGCUGGAAGUGUAUAUGGUGAACAUUAUGAAGAAGAAAUGGGAAUUGUAGGGUAUUUUCCCAGUGAUUUGGUCAAAGAGCAACAUGUCUACCAGGAAGCAACCAAAGAAAUUCCUACAACGGACAUCGACUUCUUCUGCGAGUAGAUAUUUACAGUCAUGGAAACUUCUGAUGAAAACCUUGGAUAUUUAAGACAUAACCACAAUCUCCCCAAACUAAACCAAACACCCACAGCCAACCCAGAGAAUCCUCGUUUUCUUAUUGAUAGUGAAAAUGUUUAUACAUUCAGAGCUGUUUCUACAUCCCAAUCAUUCUUCCUGGCUCUGCUGUUCUUGGAUAGAUGUGAAUUUUAGUUUCUAUAAAAUAAAAUGUUCUCUCCACAGCUCUUUCGGAGCUCAAGUGGACAGACAAACUAGGCAUUACCUAUGCAAUGGGACUUUAAAUUCCUUGAUGGACAACAUAUUGUAUUGAUUCUAUUUAAAGGUGCUAAGGGAUUGAAACCUAUGAGAAGAAUUAACAGUUGCUCUUUGGCUUAGAAACUAUUUCUACAAAUUAGUUUUAAUUGAACAAACCCAUCUUCUAAAUUGCUGUGAUGUUUCCUCCCAAGUUUUAAGACCUUUAAAAAAAAGUGAGACCUUUAGACGCAUUAUAACUGUAUUUUAUGACUGAAUGCCUUAAAUUGGGGUAGACUGCUUUAUAUAAGGAGUCACAGCAUCUAGAUUCUAACUUAAUUUAUUAGUCUCACUUCACAUUGUUCAAAGGCUUUUAAGUACUCUCUGUUCAAGCUAGCCUGGAUUAUUAGAAAUUCUGUGUCUCUUCUGCCUCCCCUGAUUCCUGGAACAUAAUUCCUCAUCUUUGACGACUAAAAUCCUUUUCUUUUGGUAAGACCAGGCUCAAAUGCUUGCCUCUUCGAAGAAGCCUUCUUUGUUUUUCCUCUCAUCAUCCCAUCCCUUAUAGCUGAAGUCUUUUCCUUCAAAAUUCUCCAGAGUAUUUUGUCUCAGUCUUUUUAUUAUACUCAUUUGUAAAUAUAUCAUACAGCCUCCCCCUUUAAGACUAUAAGCUCUUUAAGGGCAGGAACUGUAUCCUUUUUUCCUUUAUAUCCACAGCACCGAGCCCAUGAUUUCUUUGAACAUAGCAUGGGUUUACUAUGAUCUGUCAUCAUCUCUGCCUAUUGAAUUGACCUGAAUUAUUGAAUAUAUAACUUGCAUGUUAAACUUUUUUUCUCCAGCUUUUCCAGUGUUUCUAGUCUUGUAUUUUGAAGUAAUUUGAUUUGUAUGAAAUUUCCCUUUCAUAUACAAAUACCUUUAGUCAUAAAAUGAUGCAUCAGAAAUUCUCAGUGAUGCUAUUCGAGGACUUUCUAUACUGAACUUUAAAGUGGCUUUUGAUGACAUAGCACAAAUAUAACUUUUGAAAAAUAUAGUUGUGAUCUAAUUGUUUAUUUGCAUGUGAUUAAAAUACCUCUGUUUCUUUAAAAAACUAUAAUCUUUGUGCUUUGGAAGCAUUUUUUUAGCCUUUGAAUAUAGAAAAGUUAAUAAAGGUUUUAGUAAAAUAAUAGAUAUAAUCUUUUGUGGCUUUCAAAGGAUCUUUUUCAUAACAACCCUAGGAGGAGUGUGGUACAAGUAUUAUUAUGCCCAUUUCACAGAUGAGAUGAAAAAACAGUCUCUGUAUGUCAGAGUUAGUGCAUCUUAAGAGCAAAAUUUGAAGUCAGGUCUCUGGUCUCCAAGUCCAUCACCCUUUUGACUCUGAAUGUUGCUGGCAUGACCUUACUUGAGUUUAACUACAUUUUCUGCUUUCUGUGUUCUGCACAUAAGAGAAAAUCUGGUCCAUGCUGCUAUGAAUAUUAUUCUUGUAUAAUUGUUCUAUUGUUACCACGGCUUCUCUAACUAUUGUCUAAAGCAUGCCUAGUUUGGUGAGUGCUCAAUGUCCCUGAGUGCUCCCAGAUGCUAUCAAGGCUCUAAGUAAAGAGCAAAGCCUUA